Messenger RNA from Hypoxylon fragiforme, 2263 nucleotides. Its product is annotated as DNA/RNA polymerase. The record is from RefSeq and is a predicted model, not a curated record. The transcript has 2 exons. Gene Ontology annotation, biological process: translesion synthesis. Gene Ontology annotation, molecular function: damaged DNA binding; DNA-directed DNA polymerase activity. Lineage: Eukaryota; Fungi; Ascomycota; Sordariomycetes; Xylariales; Hypoxylaceae. The coding region runs from base 320 to 2215 and encodes 631 amino acids.
GGUAGCUCCAUUUGACUCCAUUUUGACUCCGUUUAGGGCAGGCAGUGCCAGGCAGGCAGUCACUCAGGUCGUGCUCGCCCGCGAGAUAUCACCAAAUUUUCUAGAUUAAUUUCCAGACUUUGAACUAGACUCCGAACUUUAAAUGUUCCGACUCGUUUGCGUAUUGAAACCUUUUCCCGAGGAUUCAACAAAGUCAGAAUCCAUAAUCCACUCAUCAAUCCCCCAACAGUCACCGAUUAUUCAGACUGGGUACCCAAGACACUGGGUUGUGUAAGCUACUUGCCCUACCUAUUUACUCUCCAUCUAAAAAUGGAACGAGAUGAAGUCAACGCCGUUGACUUCGGGACAGGCCCAGAAAAUCGCCGCCAAGGUUCCUAAGAGAAACGAGGACCGCAUCAUUUUGCAUUUUGACUACGACUGUUUUUACGCCAGCGUGUUCGAGAAUGCCAACCCAGCUCUCAAAGGAUUGCCAUUAGGCGUCAAGCAGAAGAGUAUCUUAGCUACAUGUAAUUACGCAGCUCGGGCCCGAGGGGUUUCGAAGCUGUCGUCGAUCUUUGACGCGAAGAAGGCAUGUCCAGAGAUCGUGAUCAUCAACGGCGAGGAUCUAACGCCAUUCCGCGAUGUCUCCAAAAGGCUAUGGUCAGUAUUGAGAUCCUAUUCUUGGAAUGACCGCGUGGAACGCUUGGGGCUCGAUGAGGUGUUUUUAGACGUGACAGAUAUCGUGGCAUACAACCAAGAGCUGCUGAAUCGUAACACCUUGCCACAUUCCUUCUUUCAGCUUUCUCGACAUGACCUCGAAAAGGGCUUUGUCUUCGACGGUACGCGGUUCUGUGGAUGUACGGAACCUUUUUUGAACCAGGAAGAUAUCACCCUGGCCCUAGAUAACCCACUAUGUGUACGCCUGAUGCUUGCAUCACAUCUAGCGGGCCACCUGCGCCACAGAAUAGAAGAGGAGUUUGGGUACACGUCUAGCGGUGGUAUAUCGACGAACAAGCUGUUAGCAAAGAUGGUUGGUAGCGUGCAUAAGCCAAAGAACCAGACUACGCUUCUUAGUCUUCAUGAGGAUGACAUCCAAAAUUUCAUGGAUCGCCACAAGCUGCGGAAAGUUCCCGGUAUAGGCUCUCGCAUUGCGCACCUGAUCCAGGACCACGUGAUCCCAGCCAAGGAGUCUGCUACGUACGAUCCGCACAACAUGGACACAGGAGCCAAGGUAACAGUGGGCCAGGUUCGCCAAUACCCAUUCAUGUCGGCAGACCAACUAGAGCGAAUCCUCGACCGUCCCGGCGCAGAGCGUGGCGGUGGUGAGAAGAUCUGGAGUCUGCUUCAUGGCGUAGACAACUCCGAUGUCAAGGAGGCGAGCGAUGUGCCGACGCAGAUCAGCAUCGAAGACACGUAUAUGUCUAGACCAUUAAAUACCCCGGCCGAAAUUUUGCGAGAGCUAUGCGCCCUAUCAACUUCCCUGGUCAGACGUAUGCGAACCGAUCUCACGGUAGACGACGAUAGCGCGUAUCCCUCCAACGGCCCAGCCGCUGACACCGCCUCUACCCCGACAAUACAAUCGAGCAAGCAGCCAAACCAAUUAUGUUGGGCCGCCUACCCCAAGACGCUACGCUUAUCAACGAGAACGCGCCCUAAAUCUGGCAACCCUGAAAACUUUAGCCGAAGCUCACGUAGUCAGUCACUACCAAGCUUCGUCUUGAAUCUCAAGGACGAAAGCGUCGAGGCCAUCGGUGAACGUCUAGCCACCGAUGUCCUUCUCCCUCUUUUCCGUCGUCUAAAUCCAGAGCGGCAGGGCUGGAAUUUAGCGCUGAUCAACAUCUGCGUGACGAACAUGGUGAUGGUGGCGGGCCCUGGCGAGGGCGGAAACGGAGGACCGACAGGCUUCAAGGGGCGGAACAUCGCAAGCAUGUUUCGGACGCAGGAGGAUAAGCUGCGGGAAUGGACUGUCUACGAUCCCACGCCUGUAAACGACGCUCCCGUGGCCUCUACAAAUGUUGAGGAAUUCGCCGAGAAUGCUACUUGGACUGAAGAUGAGAAGGGCGGCAGCGAGGAAGAGGAGUACCUCUCCAUGGAAGUAGAUCCAGUCUCCCUAGACCCGGAUGCGGCGGAUGCUUGGGAGGAAGAAGAUGAGUCCUACCGCUGUCACAUCUGCGGACACGCCAUCCCCGUCUUCGCAAUACCGGCACACGAAAGAUUCCAUGCCAUUGGUGACUAGGUAACUGACUGAUUGCUUUUCUCUCAUUAUCGUCUUCGUGUCUGCUGG